AUGCCGAAUAGCCGCUGCGGGCAGCUGAAGACAGAAGCUGCCACCGAAUUGCCGCUGCUGCGGAAACGCGUGUGCCAACCUAGUAGCACACGGACUGCCCCCACCGUCCACGGCGGCAGGAAAAUGGUGAAUGUAAGCUACAAAGUUCUCUUUGCUCUGGCCAUCUGGACGAUCACAGAGGCCUUUCCCAAAGGCGCUGAGAGGACAAAAUGCCACCUCGCACAAUACAAGUCCCUGCCACCUCGGGAACUGGAGGCCUUCAAGAAAGCCAAGGACAAAUUUGUGCACGAUAGAGUCAUCCUGGUAGAGAAGGAGCUAGACUUUGCCACCAACGUGCUGGAGAACGUUGAGGACCCCAGUCUGUCCAAGCUGCUCUCAAGGCCGCUAGAAAUCCUGACGCAGAUCAGAGGGGACCUGAGGGACUGCACCAGACAAACUCAUUCUCAUCGACACUCCAGGAGGCUGAACAAUUGGCUCCAAAAUUUCCAUGAGAGCAAAGAGACGGAAACACCUGGCUGCCUGGAAGCAUCUGUGAUCCUCAAUCUCUUCCGGCUGCUGAACGAAGACUUGAGAUGCGCAGCCUACACGGAGCUCUGUGUGUAGCCAUCUGGUCUCUGCAGUGCGUGUGUGAACCAGGAACAUUCAUCUUCUCCCUCUGGCUUCUGAUCAUAGAUCCCCAAGCAAACUGAUUCCAUCCUUUUAUACCAAAGAAUUAUGCAACAGUUGGCCUCCAGGUUACUCCAAUUUCCAGCUGGUGCAGCACUCUAGGCUCCUUAGACUUCACUAGGAUUUGGUCCUCUGGGGAUAUUAUUUAUUGAAUGUAAUUGUAUUGUCACUAUAUGGAAGCAUUUUAGUCAGGGUAACAUGUCCCAAAAUAUUGGAAACAUUUAAUAAGCUUUAAUUUUUUUAAAAAACAACACUUGAGUUCUAGGAUUUACACACUAGUCAUGGCUUCGGGUCUCUUAGAAACAACCUCAGGAAAUGAAUUAAUAUUGAAGUUUGGAAGUUCUUACUGUACAGAUCCUCGACAGAUGUAUUUAUACAGAGUAUAUUUUUACUUUGCUGCUUCUUUACGUAUUAUUACCCAGCUAAGAAGAGUAAUUGGUUUGUAUAACUUCCCGACUUGAACCAAAGUGUUAUUUAUUAUGGAUCAGCUAUUUAUUUUUAUGUAUUUAUUUAUUACUAAGA
Molecule: messenger RNA, 1188 nt
Organism: Mauremys reevesii (Reeves's turtle)
Lineage: Eukaryota; Metazoa; Chordata; Testudines; Geoemydidae
Product: interferon lambda-2-like
Exons: 5
Coding region: 1-603 (200 amino acids)
Biological process (GO): positive regulation of immune response; innate immune response; cell surface receptor signaling pathway via JAK-STAT
Molecular function (GO): cytokine activity
Source: RefSeq, a predicted model, not a curated record